This is a messenger RNA of Cylicocyclus nassatus, 3222 nucleotides long. NCBI's taxonomy places the organism in Eukaryota, Metazoa, Nematoda, Chromadorea, Rhabditida, Strongylidae. The record is from the annotation of a GenBank genome assembly.
AGAUAAUGAAGCUGUUAGACUCCGAUGAUGAGGACGAAGCAGGGCCAAGCCUUGAAAUCAAUAAAAACUAUGCUGAACGUUAUGACAACUGGAGAAGAUUGGAGGAAAUGCAAAAAAUUAAAGACAAAUAUGGUGACGAUAUGGAAGACACUUCAUCAAGUGAAGAAGAGCCCGAGUGGAGUGCGGCGGAUGAGAUGCAUUUCUUGCGAACGCUUAGUGCUUUAAAGGGGAAUGAAGCUUCCAUCUACGAUGAGAAGUCGAAUUUUUGGGAUGAAAACGAAGAAAAAGCGGCUCGUUCUACGAAAAAGAAAAAGAAACUCGAAAAGGAGAAGGAGAAACCAAUGUAUCUCAAAGAUUAUGAGAGAAAGUUGGUACUGGAAAAAGGAGGGCAAAUCGAUGAGAGCGAUGAAGAAGACGAGCGUAAGCAUUCCAACUAUUUUGAUCAACAGGAACAGAUUCGGAACGCGCUUCGAAAGGAAGUAGAAAAACAUGAUAACGACGAAGACGAUGAUGAUGACCUUCUGCUUCCGAAAAACAAAACUAAUGAGGAGAAGGCUAAGGAAGAUGAAGAUUUCUAUUCGUGGCUAAAGGAACGUGAAAACGGUGAGAUCGGAGAAGGAGAUGAUCUCAAAGGACUCAAGGAGGCAUGGAGAGAUCCAAAUAUUGAUGAAAACGAGAAAUUUCUGAGGGAUUAUCUAGCCAACAAGGACUUUAUUCCUGAAAUCGAGGAGCACGGCGUGACUCUCGACGAUUUGCGCGAGGUUGAAGAAGAUGAGAAAGAUCUGGACAGGCAGCGUGAUUUUGAACAGAAGUAUAAUUUUCGAUUUGAGGAUCCAGAUCAGGAGUUUAUCAAGCAGUAUCCAAGAACAGUUGGCGAGUCCAUAAGGAAGACAAACUCGAAGAGGAAAGAGAAAAGAGAAGAGUAUAAAGAAAGAAAAGAAAGGGAGAAACAAGAGCGAAGACAGGAAAUCAAAGAGCUAAAGAAGAUGAAGAGAGCAGAAAUAGAAAAGAAGCUAGAGAAGCUCAAGAAAAUGGCUGGAGAUGAUAUUCCCAUCAGCAUUGAUGACAUUGAAGGCGAUUUCGAUCCUAAAGAAUACGAUAGGCGAAUGCAGCAACUUUUCAAUGAUGAAUACUAUGGAAAAUCUGAAGAUAUCGAUGAAGUGGAACAGGAUAAGCCUGUUUUCAGCGAUAUGGAUGAUUCCGAAGACGAAUCGAGCAGUAGUGACUAUGAUAAUUUCCCUAUCUCUACGGUGUCUGAUAGCAAAAGUAAUGGUGUUGAACAGAACGCGACCUCUAGAAAAGAGAAUGGAGAGAAUACCCAAAAUGGAGCUGAACAAACUUUACGCACAAAAGAAGAUUCGCGACGAAAGAAGAAGCGGAAUAGCAAGUUUCGAGAAGCCGUCCAACGGAAAAAGCCAUUGUUUGACCCAAAGGAAAAGACGUUUGAGGAGUACUUCAACGAAUACUACGCACUGGAUUAUGAAGAUAUCAUCGGUGACAAACUAACGAGGUUCAAGUAUAGGCAAGUUGUUCCAAACGACUUUGGCCUAUCUGUCGGUGAGAUCUUGUCUGCGGACGAUAGACAACUCAAUGCUUGGGCUUCUCUCAAAAAGGCGACCGGUUAUCGUAGUGAACACGAAGAGAUGGUGGAGAAAAAACGAUAUGAAAGAAAAGCCGCUGAUUUGAGAAAGAAGGAAAAGAUCUUUAGCACCGAUUUUGGCGGAAAGAGGAGUAAGAAGCAUAAGGAGGAAGAAGCUGCAAAGGAGUCGAAAGAGGCUGCUUCUAUUAUUGAAGAGGAACAAAAGAAGCAGAAGAAGAAGAAAAAGAAGAAGGCAAAAGAAGCAGUUGAGGGAGAGUCGGAGGAAGUUAUAUUGUCACAGCCACUUCCUAAUUCUGCCAGCGGCGCGGCUGAAAUAGGUGUAGUCAGUGUCAGUGGCAAUGAACAAUCACAAAAGAAGAAGAAAAAGCGGAAUAGAAAGCGAAAGGCAGAAUCCGCGGUGCAACCCGGUGAUAUCAUGAAUGGCGAAGAGGAGCAGGAGCGGUCUAGACCGAAGAAGAAGCGGAAACAUCUAGAACCUGGCAAAGAAGAGUUGAAAAUUGAUGACAGUCGUUUACGCGCUUAUGGUCUUCAGAUAACCGUGACUCACAAAGUCAGCUCAGGAUUGAGAUAUGGGAGGCGUUCUCAGCUAUUUUCGCAAUUACAGGUCGGAGAAGUGGUUACUACGAUUCCUACGAUAGGCUUCAAUGUGGAACAAGUAGAGUACAAGAAUCUCAAGUUUCAGGUUUGGGAUCUUGGUGGGCAAACGUCAAUACGUCCUUAUUGGCGGUGUUACUAUGCUAAUACUGAUGCUAUCAUAUACGUUGUGGAUUCCGCCGAUAAAGACAGAGUUGGGAUAUCUCGUCAGGAACUGGUGGCCAUGCUGCAGGAAGAGGAGCUGCAAGGUGCUAUACUAGCGGUGCUGGCCAAUAAGCAGGAUAUCCCCGGCUGCUUGACUCCUGCUGAAGUUCAUAAAGCACUAGGUCUAGAAGCAUUGCGUAAUCGAACAUUCCAAAUCUUCAAGACCUCAGCAGCAAAAGGAGAAGGAUUAGAUGAAGCAAUGGAGUGGUUAGCGAAUAAUUUGCAGCAGAAGAAAUGAUAAAAUCUACUAGAGUUUUAUCUUUCAAAUGCUCAGAUAUAUCCAUUUUUCUCGGAGCAGCUAUUAUGUUGUUGCAUCCUUGAAAUACCAUAAAAGACCCAAAGUCAUUUAUAUAUUCACGAAAGUAUGACUGCUUACGCCCCACUCCACUGUUACCGGUCGUUUUCUCGUCGUCUUUUCCAAUAUCUGAAUAAGUAUGUCGUCUGGAGAGAAUAUCUGAUUAUUUGUUCUCAAGUAUUUUCGCUUCUGCCCUUAAUUCGCAUAGUUCUCAACAGCCUUAUAGCUUCAUUAGAGAAUUUUUCUUAUUUGUCAGGGAUUACGCUCUCUGUAGCGUAUUGUGCGCCGGCUAUGUGUGUUUAGCGCCUUAAUCACAUUCAUCCCCUUUGCCUCUGUGCGUAAGUUAUUCCGAAUCUUUAGUAAUGUCUGUUUCUGUGAGCGUUGCCUGUGAUUAUGAUCUUUUUUUUUUCGAUUUGUGUCGUAUCAAUCUUUGAAAGGUCUUUCUUUUGGUUGCUUUUAUAAUUACCUAACAUUGGCUGAAAGAGCAUACGGAGAUUAUGGGCUAAUGAUCAUGGUAAAUGAUUUAUCG